AUGACCGGAGGCAUGUCUUCAGGAAGAGAGUUCUUCCAGGAUUUUGACAAUCUCCUCCGCAGGGGUGGAACUCUCGAUGUUUCCGAACGUGAUACCGUCAACGAGAACCGUUGGAGUGGUGUGAACACCCACAGUCCGCUGGUAUCUGGUGAAGUACUUGUUGUCCUUCUGCAGACCGUUACCCUUAUCAGGGGCCGGGGUCAGCAGCUCCCAGAGCUUCUUGGAGUCGACUCCUUCCAGAGACUUGACAGCAAGGUCAAUUGCCAGUCCAACAACCUCCUUUUGGGUCUUGUUGAAAGUGACGGAGUCGUCAAUCCGGUUGUCAAACAGAAUCUCCGAGAACUUCCAGAAUUGAUCUGGGUACAGCUUGGCAACGGCCAAAGCGACCUCGUGGUAGGCACCAGAACCAACAUAGUGCCAUGGCUGGAUCACGUUGAAGAAAACAAAGUCGAACUUGUCGGCAAUGUGCUUUUUCUCGAGCAAUGGAAUAACCUCGGUAUUUAUCUUGUUGAACAGCUUUUUGGAAAAAGGGCAAUUGUAGUCCAGAAACAGCUGGACAGCGCUCUUGAUCGAGUUGGAGGAGCUGGAAACCGGAGACAGAACGUGGGAAUGGGCAAAUCUAGGAGCAAUCGACAUAGUGGCAAAUUUAAUCAGGGACAGUUAUGUGGCUUCUCACAGCUUAAAGCCAUCGCCAGUCGGCUGCUGGAUUACGUCGAUCGCACAAAAGCAACGGACCCAGACAACGCAGGAAUCAAGACUACUGAAGAUGGUAUUGUUUUGUAUCCUCAACCGUCAGACUCUCCAAACGACCCGCUUAACUGGGGAACAUGGACCAAGAUGUACCAGUUUGCACUGCUGGCCUUUAUCACUGGUUUCACUGCUGCUACAUCCAACGACGCUGGAUCUACGCAAGACUCUUUAAACGAGAUCUAUGGUAUUUCGUACGACUCCAUGAACACAGGAGCUGGUGUUCUGUUUGCAUCUAUCGGACUGACCACUGUGAUUUUGGGACCCUUUUCCUCGCUUUAUGGCCGCAAAAUCAGUUACGUGAUCUGUAUUAUUCUUGGUCUUGUUGGUGCUGUAUGGUUCGCUUUGAGCAAAGAUACGAGUGAUACAAUCUGGUCGCAGUUGUUUGUGGGCGCCUCUGAGGCUUGUGCCGAGGCCCAGGUCCAGCUUUCGUUGUCAGACAUGUAUUUUUCGCAUCAACUGGGAGGAGUCUUGACAGUGUAUAUCUUGGCAACCUCUGUUGGAACGUAUCUGGGCCCGCUUAUUGCCGGAUUUAUUGUUCAAUACACCACCUUCCGUUGGGUGGGAUGGGUUGCUGUGAUCAUCUCGGGUGGUUUGCUGGCUGUGAUGUUUCUGACGCAAUACGAAACCUAUUUCGACAGAUCCAGCUACAUUGGACAGAUCGACUCGAAAGAAAAGACGCUCAACGUCAAGUAUGACGAGAAAAAUGCAGACACGCAGUCUGCAGAAAGAUCGGAGGUGCUUGAGGUUGGAGGAGUGUAUGGCACCGGCGCCGGCGAGCCAAGAAAAUCUUACUGGAAAAGAGUGCAGCUAAUCACUCCUUCUGCUUCUUUGGUCGGCUUCGGUAUCAGACAAUACUUCCAGCGGCUGAUUUUGAUGCUGCGUGUGUUCUGGUUCCCUCCGGUUCUGCUUUCGGGACUGCUGUGGGGUCUACAAGACGCUUUUUUGACAUUCUAUUUAACCACCGAGGACGACCAAUACUACGACCCUCCAUGGAACUACUCCAACACGGGAGUUGCUUUGAUGAACCUGCCGUGUGUUAUUGGAGCUCUGGUUGGAUGUAUCUACGCCGGAUAUUUUUCUGAUUGGUUUGUCAUCUGGAAGGCCAAGAGAAACGGCGGAAUCCAAGAGGCAGAGUUCAGACUCUGGUUUGUGUUUCCUGCUGCCAUUCUGUCGCCACUGGGACUGCUGAUCUUUGGUAUCGGCACCGAGAAAGAGUGGAGCUGGAAGAUCACAUACACAAUUGGGCUUGGAUUCAUAGGAUUUGGGUUUGCUACGGCCGGAGACACUGCCAUGGCGUAUCUGAUGGAUGCGUAUCCAGAAAUGGUUCUGGAAGGAAUGCUUGCGGUUGCCUUCAUCAACAACAUGAUUGGGUGUAUUUUCACGUUUGUCUGCUCUCCUUUGAUCGACGCUCUGGGAAACGUCCGCACUUACGUGAUGCUUGCGGUGAUCGACAUUGGCACGUUUGCGUUUGUGAUUCCGUUCUUGAUCUACGGCAAGCAAAUGAGACAGUGGACCAAAAAUCAAUUGAGGGUCCUUGAGCAGAGAGGACUGAGCGCUUCCCAAUGGAGAGUAGGCCUCGACGACGAUGCCCUGCUCCUUGCAGUAGGCCAACAGCUCGAAACGUGGGUACUUCUGCAUCAGCUCCCAGGUCUUGAUGUAGUCCCACUCUCUGUCGUUGUAGAACUUGUCUGGGUCGUUAGGGUCCUUGACGAAGAACUGUUCCUUGGCGUCGGCAGCAGGCUUGACGAAUGGAACAGGCCAGUGCAUCAGGUACAGGUCGACGUAGUCCAGACCAAGUCUUUUCAAAGAGCCGUCCAAAGCAGAAGCUGGGUCUCUUUGGUUGGUGUUCCACACCUUAGUGGUGACGAAAAUAGACUCUCUUGGCACACCAGAGUCUCUAAUGGCACGGCCAACGUCUGCCUCGUUCUGGUAAACAUGGGCAGUGUCAAUGUGUCUGUAGCCAACCUUCAAGGCGUGCAACACAGAAGCGUAGGUGUCCUCAGGAGAGGAUUGCCAGCAUCCAAGGGCAAUGGAAGGAAUCGAGGCGCCGGUGUUAAGCUUUUGGGUUUUUGUGGAAAUCGAAGCCAUAGUGGAUAUUUCAGCAGCAACGAAAAAAACUGGUUUGACAAUGUUGGCAAUUUUCAAUUUGUAAUGUCUUUAUUCAAGGAAGUGUCGUUGCCAACUGGCGAAAAAUACCAACAGCCUAUUGGUCUGUUCAUCAACAAUGAGUGGGUGUCUUCAGACUCGCAGCUGGAGACAAUUGACCCAGCCACAGAAAAGCCAAUUGUGUCUGUGUACGCAGCUGGCGAAAAAGAGGUGGAUCAGGCAGUUGCCGCUGCGAGGGGCGUUUAUCAGAGCUGGUUGCAAGUGCCAGGUGAGGAGAGGGCGCUGAAAAUGCACAAACUGGCCGACCUGCUGGAAAAAAACGCCGACUUGGUGGCUAAGGUGGAGGCGAUGGAUUCGGGCAAGCCGUUCGAGUCCAACGCAAAACCAGACAUCCUCAGUGUGGUGGAGUACCUGCGUUACUGUGCAGGCUGGGCAGAUAAGAUCCACGGCAAAACCAUUCCUUUAAGCGACAACAGACUAGCCAUCACCAGGAGAUAUCCUUUGGUGGUUGGCCAGAUCGUUCCAUGGAACUACCCGUUGUCCAUGUCUGGAUGGAAGUUCUGCCCCGCUUUGGCGUGCGGGUGCCCCUUAGUAAUCAAGUCCAGUGAACUCACACCACUGUCGUUGCUGCUAUUUGCGCAGUACGUCAAGGAAGCAGGCUUCCCUGCAGGAGUUUUUAACGUCAUCAGUGGCUUCGGUGCCGUUGCUGGCCAGAGAUUGGCUAGUCACCCCGACCUGGAUAAAGUGGCGUUCACUGGGUCGACUGCAACGGGCGCAAAAAUCAUGCAAAGUGCCUCGGCUAAUUUGAAGAACGUUUCGUUGGAAUGCGGUGGUAAAUCGCCAUUGGUGGUUUUUGAAGAUGCCGAUUUGGAAAAAGCUGCCAAAUGGGCUUCCUUCGGAGUUAUGUACAACUCGGGCCAAAACUGCACCGCCAACUCCAGAAUCCUGGUCCAGGACAGUGUCUAUGAGAAGUUCCUCGGGCUGUUCCGCCAGGCCAUUUUGGAUGAGUGGAAGAUCGGUGAUCCGUUCGACUCCGAAACAACCAUGGGUCCGGUCAUUUCCAAGGGCCAGUUUGACAAGAUCAAGGGAUACAUCGAGUCAGGCAAGAAGGAAGGUGCCAGGGUUGUUCUGGGAGACGAACCAGUUGUCCAGAAGGCCGGGUAUUUCAUCCAACCAACGGUGUUUGCCGAUUGCAACCAGGAUAUGAAGAUCGUCAGAGAAGAGAUCUUUGGCCCUGUGGUUGCAGUUUCCAAGUUCCAAACCGAAGAAGAGGCCGUCAAGAACGCCAACGAUACCAUCUACGGUCUCGCCGCGAUGGUGUUCUCCAAGGACUUCCAUAGAGCCCAUCGUGUUGCUGAGCAGCUCGAAGCCGGCUCUGUGUACAUCAACUCGUCCAACGACGAGAGUUGCAAAGUUCCGUUCGGUGGAUUCAAGAUGUCUGGAAUUGGCAGAGAGCUCGGCGAAAGCGGUAUCGACCUCUACACCCAGUCCAAGAGUAUUUUCCUUAACAUUGGCAACAACUGA
Molecule: messenger RNA, 4380 nt
Organism: Ogataea philodendri
Lineage: Eukaryota; Fungi; Ascomycota; Pichiomycetes; Pichiales; Pichiaceae
Exons: 6
Coding region: 1-4380 (1459 amino acids)
Biological process (GO): transmembrane transport
Molecular function (GO): aldehyde dehydrogenase (NAD+) activity; transmembrane transporter activity
Source: RefSeq, a predicted model, not a curated record